Planococcus citri (citrus mealybug) is the source of this 7121-nucleotide messenger RNA. Its product is annotated as zinc finger protein castor homolog 1-like. Gene Ontology annotation, cellular component: nucleus. The transcript is spliced from 27 exons. Gene Ontology annotation, biological process: regulation of neuron differentiation; positive regulation of transcription by RNA polymerase II. The record is from RefSeq and is a predicted model, not a curated record. Gene Ontology annotation, molecular function: DNA-binding transcription factor activity, RNA polymerase II-specific; RNA polymerase II transcription regulatory region sequence-specific DNA binding. Bases 697 to 5424 code for a protein of 1575 amino acids. Lineage: Eukaryota; Metazoa; Arthropoda; Insecta; Hemiptera; Pseudococcidae.
GUUCUGAUCAGUCAGUACCCAUUUCAAAUGGGUUAACGAGUUUAUGCGCUUAUACAUAUUCCGGUAAUGUUUCCUGUAUUAUUAUUUUAUUCGUCACGAGGUUUUAUUGUAACGCGGAUUUCAUUAUGGAGGGGGGCAAAAAAAAUUAAAGAGGGGUAAUCCCCCGUAUUUGCGUUAACAAACCGAAAUUAAAGUAGGGAUAAAUGAGUUUUUUUUCGGUUUUUGAAAUUGUUAAUUUUAACGUACGAAAAUAUUCCGAAAAUAGGAGGUAUCCUAUGUCGUUCGGUUUUUCGGUAAUUUCGGUCCUUUUUCACAUUCGUAACCGAUUUUGUUAUUUUUUCGAGUCGCGAAUUUUAAUUGUUUGAAUUGUUCUAUUUUUUCAAAACUUUUGAAAACUUUUAUUUUUACUUAAUUCGGUUUUUUUCUUUCAAUUUUUAUUAUUUGUUUUUACUAUAUUUACGUACGUUUUUAAUUUCGUUUUUUUUCUUUCAAUUGUUUGUGAAACUGACAUGUGUUUUUGAAUAUUGUGUUUUGUGAAGGAUUUUUUUGUUCUUGUCACGGAUUGGAUUUUUAACAUUUAUUUUUCUACGGAUUCAGGAAAACUUCAUUAAGAUGAAAAGGAUUAAUACUUUCAAAAAAUUUAUAACAAGAGGUUUGUACGAGUCUUUGCAAAGUUGUCCGUUGUUAACAUGACCAAUGAUCAUAAUGGCGGAAAACGAUUCCGGAGUCAUGUUUAUGUCAGAGGCGCCAAAAUCGCACAACGGCGGACCGAUCAUCAUGGAUUCGGCUAUGACUUCGGACGAGAUAGAUUCAGAAUCGGAGGGAAUCUCGUUAAUGUCGGCGAGAUCAUACCUAUCGUCGGCCGAGACCAAACGCAACAAACGUAAAAACUUCCAACCGCGUAACAUCGCGUACUCGGAAACCGAAUCGAUCACCGAAUCGUUCACGAAUCGCGAUCGAACCCCCAGCAACUCCAGCGAAUCCGAUUACGCGCUAGACUUAAGCAACGUCGACGUCCUCCGUGGCACAUCCAGCGGCGGCUGUACGAACGUCGACGAAGACGCUGGUAAACCUACCAAAGAUGAUAACGAUGGCGCCGGUGCGCAGAAUGCCAAAGACGACGACGAAGCCGAACAAACGGUCAACGAGUCGUCUCCCAUAGAUCUCAGUUGCUCCAAGAGCACCUCACCUUAUCCGUACAAUCACGUUAAUUCGUACUACAGCGAUAGCGACAGCGGCGACGAACCCGUUAUCAACGUGAAAACCGAGGAAAAACGCAGAAAGGAGAUUUUGGAAUCGUUCAAAACUCCAGCUGGUCCUUAUUUUCUGCAUCCGUUACUAGGUCAUGGCGGCGACGCUUCUGAUCUAAAAGAGUACUUUCAAAAUACGGUCAAAGAGUUAUUGGGAAUAUACGGCGUAAAUACCGACGUUGCGACGGAUGUAGCCCAGACAAUUAACAACGUACCUAUAUCGAAUUUCUCUUCCGGUAAAAUAUUAGAAUCGCAAAUCCGCCACAAUCCGAAAUCCGAACCACCGACACCUCCUCGCUCGCCUCAAACACAUUCGUUGAAAGGUCUCGCAAUGACAUUGAAUCCCAUUGGCACACCUAGUUCAAAAAAAGCUGAUUUAUCAUUUUCAAAGCAGACGAACGUGCGAACUCAGUCAUCAAUUUUCUCAUCAUCUGAUACAAUCCUACCUCAAAAUGUGGCCGCAAUUUUAGCCUUGAGUUCGAUGAAAGAUCAGCAGCCAAAAACGAACAGUAUGAACGAUGGGAAACCAUGUGUAACAAUAACGCCUUCGAGAUUGUCGCCUAGCUUACAUACCGAAAACAGCAAUAACAGUAAUUCAGACAGUUUAACGAUACGUAGGGUUUCUUCGGUUAGUCCGCUACCGUUGUUGAAAGAAAACAGACCGCAGACUAUACAAAGACCACUUCAGUCGGUCUCCAGUCAUCCGACCGAUUAUUCCCGUUACGUGAAAAGAUUCAGUACGGCCAUGGAAUGUGGAAAUAAUUAUUGUAAAGAUCUUAAUUAUAGAGAACAUUUCCAUUGUUUAGACUGUAAUUCAAAAGUAUUCAUUAAAAAGGAAGAAAUGAUUAGGCAUUUUAAAUGGCACAAAAAACGAGACGAAAGCUUACAACAUGGAUUUAUGAGAUAUUCGUCCAGCGACGAUUGCACAGAUAGGUUCCAAAAUUGUACGCAUAAUAGAAAGCAGACUCAUUACCAUUGCAUUCAGGGUACUUGUGAUAAAGUUUAUAUUAGUACAUCGGACGUACAAAUGCACGCGAAUUACCAUAGAAAAGAUUCCGCCAUUAUACAAGAAGGAUUUCAAAGAUUACGAGCUACCGAAGAAUGUCGUACCGAAUAUUGCGUAUUUUUUGGCCAAAAAACUACUCAUUUUCAUUGUCGACGCGAACAUUGCACGUUUACGUUUAAAAAUAAAGCCGAUAUGGAAAAACACAAAACAUAUCACAUCAAAGACGAACAACUAGCUCGAGACGGAUUCCGUAAAUUCUUGAAACAAGAUCCGUGCGGUUUCACUGGUUGUCGUUUUUCGCAAAUUUGCAACCAUAUCCACUGCGUACGAGAAGGAUGUUCGUACGUUUUGCAUUCUAGCGGACAGCUUGUCAGUCAUAAACGUAAACACGAGCGUAAAGAUAACGAAAUGACGUACCGUAAAUUCAAAUUAAACCAUCAAAAUUUAAGUGUAUUUAAUGGCGCUGCUGAUCAGCUCAGUCAGUAUUCCGAUAAGUUACUGUCUCCGACCAACUCGUUGCCGUUGUUUCAACAUAGUCAGGUUAAUCCUACGCUAAAUACGAGUUACGCAGCUUUACACGAGAAUAGCUAUAGUAAUAGUUCCAGCGAAGAUCCUGCUUCUCCGGCCAAUAGCAUUAAAUUUCGUUCCAGUGGUUCGACGCAGCUUUCAGGUGGCUAUUUCACCGAAAAUUUCAGUCCGAUGGAUUUCUCGCAGUCUGAAGAUUCUUCGGAUUAUUUCUAUAGAUUUAUUAAUUACUUUCAAGUUGGCGAUAGUUGCCCGUUGAAUGUGAAAUGUUCGAUGCAUGGUACCGAGCAUUAUCAUUGUAAAGAACCAAAUUGCGAACUUUCAUUCAAGAGUAAAGACUCGGCUGAAAGUCACGCUAGAUUACACGAAGCUCAAGAAAGAUUGGCUGAAAAUUUAUACCAAGAAGGCACGCCGUAUUGUCACGAAGAUAGCUGUCCAAAAGAGAAGCAUUUCCAUUGUACUUGGGAUGGUUGUUACGAAGCGAUACUUCCCAGUGAAAAAUUAGAACACCUUAAAAUACACGAAAUUUCUACUAAUCAAUUCAACUCAUUAGACGCGUUAUUUAGAAGGAAAAGAGGAAGGCCACCGAAGAACAGAAUUAUCGAGGUAUGGAAUGACUGUAGUGGCAUCAUUGGUAACGAUUCGCCUCAAGCUAUAUUUACCAGCUUUAAAUUACCGAAAAUCUCCUCCGGUACUAUUACCAAUAAUUCACAACAAUCCGACAAUGAAAUCAAUUCACCGCCAAAUAAUCAUUCGCCGAAGCAUCUUUCUCAACAUAUUCUGGAUCAGUACAAAUUCGAAGAAUACACCGAAGGAUGUCCAGAUCCAUUGUGUGUGUUUUCAAAUCGGUCUCCUACAUCGCCACAUUACCAUUGUCGAAGACCUCGUUGCUUCUUCGCCACCAAUUCGGAAGAGCAACUGCUUUCGCAUUCGGUCAACUUUCACGACACUAUUGAAAUCAUGGACGGAUUUUUAUUUUUCGAUUCAUCCGUCGAUUGUCGACUCGAUAAUUGCAAAAGUAAUAAAAUCAAUCGGCAUUUCCACUGCGUACGACCCGGAUGCGGAUUCUCGUUCGUUGGAUAUUCGGUGAUGGCCGAACACAACAAUAAACAUCAGUUAUCGGAAAUUACGCACAAGAUUAAUUCGAGCAAAGAUGGUGAACCAGAAAUAAAAUGCGAACCUUCUGAUGAUUCUGUCUCGUUGAAUAAUUCUGCUACCAAUAUUACGCCUACUUCAGCACCUUCGUUAUCACCUGUAAAUCUGAAUAGUAAAUCUAACGUGGUCAGAGCUGCUGGAACUUUUUAUCCGUUAUGUAGUUUGAACAAUGUCGGAAAUUCCUCACCGCCAAGCAUCAGUGAAGAUAAAAUAAAAUUGGAAUCUCCAAGUCAACAAGAUUCCUUAUCAGUGAUCCCAACAUCCACACCAACACCAACCACAACUUCUUCGCCUCUUCUUAAUUUACUGCCAGAACGGAUGCAGUUGCAUGAACACACGAAUUACACAGCAGAUAAACCUUGCUGCAGACCAUUUUGUAAACUCAAACGUAAAGAACAUUACCAUUGCAAUGAAUGUAACCAAGUAAGAGCUUUUUCGGAAGUUGAUAAGUUGAAGCAACAUAUUUUAAAACUACAUAAUCCCAGUAAAAAACCAUUCGCCGUUAAAUUGGAAAAUAACAAUAAUAAUAGUAUGAUCGACGAUAACGAAGAUCUGGGACGUUCACCUGCCGGUUUACCUCCUUCUUUACCUAUGGGAAUAGAUGCUGCAGACUUGGUUCAUUCACCUCAUUAUCCUGGUCUAGGCGUAGCAAUGGCAGCAGCUCAGCAAUUAGCAAUGAUGACUUCUCAAAGUAUUUCGUUCAUCGGUAUGCCUCCAUUGUAUACCUCACCUUCAGGUUUCAUGAUUACUCCACCUCACGCCUUUACUCAUCCGCAUGCGUUAUUAGGAAAUAAUUUAUUAGAAUCUGUGUCUCCUCAUGGAGCAGAUUUAUCAGUGAAUCCAACCAAUAGCGAAAUGAAUGCCGCCCAGAAGCGAUGUUCUGCAUCGCCUCAUGAAAUGAGUCCUGAAAUGAAAAAGGCCCGAAUUCAAAACUCGAUGAGAAUAUUGAAAGAUGAACCGGUACCAGAAGGAUAUCUUCGUUUUAGAUUUAAUGAAGACUGCCAUUACUCUCACUGCGGUUAUAGAGAACACCAGACUCAUUUCCAUUGUGUGCGACAAGAUUGUGGUUACAGUUUUUGUGAUAAGACUAGAUUCGUACAACACACUGCCAGACAUGAAAGGCUGGACACGCUUAUGGGAGGCGAUUUCCAUCAAUACAGAGCGAACGUCUCUUGCGGUAGAGUCGAAUGCGCCUAUACUGCUUCGCUAAGUGGAAGUCAAAACAAAGCAUCUCACUUUCAUUGUUUAAAGUGCGACUUCGUCUGCACCGAUACAAAUAAAGUAGUAGCUCAUCGUAGACAGCAUCAGAAACUAGAUUCGAUAAAUGCAGCCGGUUUUGAAAAAUUCACCCCUUCUCAAGCAUGUAAUCAACCAGAUACUUGCGUACAUUCGGGUAAACAGACGCACUACCACUGCCUAAGUUGUCAAUACGCUGUGCUUGGCCUAAGUCAAAUGACUUCUCAUAAAUAUCGUCACAUGGAUCAAUGAUGUAUUUGAAGAAACUUUUCCAACGAAUUGGAAUUUAUUUUUCAUUAUAGCGAAAAAAAUAAUACUUAUGAAGAAAAACUCGUUAAACGAAUAUAAGUUUCGAGUAGUUUGCGUGACUAGAAUAUUGCAAUAUGGGUAAUUUUAUCGGGCGAGUUUUUUUUUUUUUAUUAUUUAACUUCCACUUGUGAAAGAUUAAAAAUAGAUUUUUCAUUCAAACUUCGAAAUAAGGAGGGUUUUUUCGCGGUUUUCAAAUUUUAUUACUAUUGCGUUAAUGAACGUUUAUGCCAAAGAUUUUUAACGUACAUUUACCUAUUAUUCUAAAUCCACGGUCGAGCAUUUCAAAUGCUUCGCAUUCUGGUAACAAAAUAAUGGUAAUUGAAAAAUGAAAAAAAUAUCGAAAUUUUGGCCAAAUUUUUUUCUAAUGUUAAAUCUACAUUCAAUGUAAGAUGCACUUUUGAAACACCAAAUAAAAAAGUAAUAUUUUCUACGACUAUUCGAGUAUUUUGUGAUAUUAAUUUAUACGAAAAAGUGUAAUUAUUUUUAGUUAUAUUUUUUGUAUGUAUGAUAAUGAAAGCGUUUUUAGAAUUUAAUGUUAAUAAUACUUUUUUUUUACAUGAUGUGUACAUUAUUGUAUUUUUUUUUUUUUUUUUUUUUUGGUAGACAUACAAAAAUGUCUAGAAACUUUAAUGAGCUUUUUGUAAAUUUUUUUACAUAGAUUAAAAUUAGGAUGGUUUUUUUUUCUUUUGUUUCAUUGUAUAUUAUUUUUUAGUCAUCCAUAGAACUGAUAAAUUAAAUUUUUUGUAGCUUUAAUUUUUUUUUUGUUUUGUUACAAACAAAUCCAUUACCAUAACGGUUUUUGAGAAUAAAAAAAUAUUCGCCAAAAAUUUGUUAGUCGAUUGUCAAAAAUUAAAAAUUUAAAAACCGAGAUCUUUAUAAAGUGCCAUUUAAAAUUUGUAUAUUUUUAUUAUAAUUCUGAAAGUUUUGUUACUGUAAUUAAUUUUUAUUUUAUAAAUCGGUUGCAUAUUUAUUCGACGAGUUCGUUACAGGGUAUUUUAUUGGCCUAAAAGUACACAGCAAUGUUACCAAUAGGUCUGAAAUUUUUUUUCAACAUGAGCUUACAGAUUUAAAUUUACUGUACCUACCCCUAAUACCUAUGAAAAGUUCCACACUGUUGAAUCUUGCAAAUAUGUUAGCUUUUCUUCUCUUUUUGUAGUGUUGAUGUAAUGUUAAGGAAACAUAAAUACUUAUUUAAACUCUCACGCCGUCUGAUGUACAAAAAAAGUGCCUUUAAAUAGUUGGUAAGUGGUAACGUUGCGAUUUAAAUGGAAAAAAAGUUUAACAUUUUCUUAUUUUGUACAUUCCCUACAUAUGUUUUAAUGAGAUGGAAAUUCUUUUGACGACUUCGAUAAAUCUGGGAAAAUACGCAUUUUUGAUAAAAAUAAUACUUGAUUGGUUGGAAAAUUUCCUUUUUCAUUCUAGAAUUCGAAAUGAGUAAAUUCAAAAUGUCACGAUGAAACACAAAUUGUAUAAUUUUUGGCCUAUAUAAUUUGUACUUUGUACCUAUAAAUAUUGAACGAUGAUGACCCAGUGAUUAUACGUAAAACAAUGUAGAAUUUUUUUUUAUUUUGACAAUAUAUUAUUAUACCCUUUUAGAUAUUAUGUUGUAUUUUCUUUAUAAAAUAAAUUUUCAAGUUUUA